This is a messenger RNA of Mastomys coucha (southern multimammate mouse), 6854 nucleotides long. RefSeq names its product myosin heavy chain 15 (gene Myh15). Gene Ontology annotation, cellular component: myosin complex. Bases 78 to 5852 code for a protein of 1924 amino acids. The transcript is spliced from 41 exons. Lineage: Eukaryota; Metazoa; Chordata; Mammalia; Rodentia; Muridae. Gene Ontology annotation, molecular function: actin filament binding; cytoskeletal motor activity; ATP binding. The record is from RefSeq and is a predicted model, not a curated record.
GCAGAACAAAUCCUUUCACAUUACCUGCAGUCCCCCUGCCCUCCGUCACCCCCCCCCUCGUGGAUAUUUUAGGAAUUAUGGAUCUGUCUGAGUUUGGAGAUGCUACAGCCUUCCUCGGAAGAAAUAAAGCUGACCCUCUGUUCCAGCCUCCAGAUUUGGAUGGGAAGAAGAAAUGCUGGGUUCCUGAUGGGAAGAAUGCUUAUAUUGAGGCUGAGGUUAAAGAAAGCAGUGAUGAUGGACAAGUAAUUGUAGAGACUAGAGAUGGAGAGAGUAUAAAAAUUAAGGAGGACAAACUUCAACAGAUGAACCCUGCCGAGCUUGAAAUGGUUGAAGAUCUGUCAAUGCUGCUUUACCUCAAUGAAGCAUCUGUACUGCACACCCUGAGGAGGCGUUAUGACCACGGGAUGAUCUAUACAUAUUCAGGUCUCUUCUGUGUGGCUAUAAACCCUUACAAGUGGCUUCCUGUGUAUCAAAAAGAGGUCAUGGCUGCCUAUAAAAGGAAGAGGCGAUCCGAGGUUCCCCCUCACAUCUUUGCUGUGGCCAAUCGUGCCUUUCAGGAUAUGCUUCGCAGUGGAGAGAACCAGUCCAUACUUUUCACAGGAGAAUCCGGCUCUGGAAAGACAGUGAACACAAAACUGACCAUUCAGUAUUUUGCCACCAUGGCAGCUUUAAGUGAGCCCAAGAAAAAGCUGGGAACUUUAGAAGAUCAAAUUGUACAAAUGAAUCCUAUCUUGGAAGCAUUUGGAAAUGCCAAAACUUGUAAAAACGACAACUCUUCUCGCUUUGGAAAACUCAUUCGGCUACAUUUUGGUGCAAGAGGGACACUGUCCUUUGUAGAUAUCCAGAUCUAUUUUCUCGAAAAAUCUCGAGUGGUUUAUCAGCAGCCUGGAGAGAGGAACUACCAUAUCUUUUACCAAAUUCUGUCUGGAAAACAAGAACUUCAGAACAUGCUUCUAGUGUCCACGAAUCCCUCGGACUUCCAUAUUUGCUCCCGUGGAGUGGUUGCUGUUGAGAGCCUGGACGAUGCUAAAGAAUUUCUGGCCACAGAAAAAGCCAUAGACAUCUUGGGAUUUCUUCCUGAUGAGAAGUUUGGGUGCUAUAAGCUUGUUGGAGCCAUCAUGCACUUUGGAAACCUGAAGUUUAGGCAGAAUCCCAGAGAAGAGCAGCUGGAGGCUGACAGCACAGAAAAUGCUGACAAAGCUGCUUUCCUCAUGGGCAUUAACACUUCUGAGUUAUUAAAAGGCCUGAUAUAUCCUAGAAUCAAAGUUUGUAAUGAAUAUGUUACCAGAAGUCAAAGCCUACAACAGGUAACCUAUGCAGUUGGUGCACUGUCUAAGUCAAUAUAUGAGAGGAUGUUUAAGUGGCUAGUGGCACGCAUGAACCAGGCCCUGGAUACCAAGCUGACAAGCCAUUUCUUCAUUGGUGUUCUUGACAUCACUGGUUUUGAAACACUUGAUUACAAUAGUCUUGAGCAACUCUGCAUCAAUUUUACCAAUGAAAAGUUACAACAGUUUUUCAAUCAGCAACUCUUUAUUCUGGAGCAAGAAGAAUACAGGAAAGAAGGCCUUGACUGGGUGUCCAUUGAUUAUGGUCUGGAUUUGCAAGCCUGCAUAGAUCUCAUUGAGAAGCCCAUGGGUAUCCUUUCCAUUCUUGAAGAGGAAUGUAUGCUUCCUAAAGCUACUGACAAGACUUUCAAAACCAAACUCUUUGACCACCAUUUUGGAAAGUCAGUUCACUUCCAGAAACCCACGUCUCCUGAGAACUUCGAAGUGCACUUUGAACUUGCUCAUUAUGCAGGGGUGGUCCCUUACAAUAUCAGUGGUUGGAUUGGAAAGAACAAAGAGCUUCUUAAUGAAACAGUGGUGGCUCUACUUCAGAAGUCCUCCAACAAAGUCCUGGCAGGUCUCUUUACAAAUGACAUCAUUGCUAGUAAUGCUACGCAGUUUGGAGAGAAGACACACAAGAAAGAAACAUCAUUCCAAUUGAUCACAUCUCUGCAUAAAGAGAACAUAAGUAAAUUGAUGACAGAUUUGAAAUCAACAGCACCUCAUUUUGUGAGAUGUAUAAAUCCUAAUAAGAACAAAAUUCCAGGUGUAGUGGAUCCUUUCUUGGUUCUCCAGCAGCUGCGCUGUAAUGGUGUCUUAGAAGGGAUUAGAGUAUGCUGUGAAAUGUUUCCAAGUCGGAUGCUAUAUGAUGACUUUAAGCAAAGGUACUGCAUUCUAAACCCAAGGAUCAUCUCAAAGAGCAAGUUUGUGAGCAGCAGAAAAGCAACUGAAGAAGUGCUUGACUUCUUGGAGAUAGGCCAUUCCCAGUACCAGUGUGGAGUCACCAAGGUGUUUUUUAAAGCUCACAUUCUGGACCAGUUAGAAGAAAGAAGAGAUGAAAAAAUAUCUAAAGUCUUCACUUUGUUCCAAGCCAGAGCACGGGGAAAGCUGAUGCGCAUUGCAUUCCAGAAGAUUCUAGAAGAAAGGGAUGCCCUUGCUUUGAUCCAAGAGAACAUAAGAGCUUUCAUUGCUGUGAAGAACUGGCCCUGGAUGGGGCUCUUCUUCAAGAUCAAGCCCCUUGCUAAGUCUGUAGGAGCUGGAGAGGAGAUAGCUGGCCUGAAGGAAGAGUGUGCACAGCUACACAAAGCUUUGGAGAGUGUAGAAUCCCAGAAGGAGGAGCUGAAAACAAAGCAAGCUUCCCUUAUCCAAGGAAAGAAUGAUCUACUUCUUCAGCUGCAGGCUGAACAAGAAACUCUGGCAAAUUCUGAAAAGCAGUGUGAAUCACUGAUUAAAUCCAAGAUAGAGCUGGAAGCCAAAAUCAAGGAGCUCUCUAGGCAGGUGGAGGAAGAAGAAGAGAUAAAUUCUGAGCUGACUGCCAGGGCCCGGAAACUGGAAGAUGAAUGUUCCGAGCUGAAGAAAGAAAUCUAUGACCUGGAAGCAAUAUUGGCAAAGUCAGAGAAGGGGAAGUGUGCAGCGGAGCACAAGGUCAGGAACCUGACGGAGGAGUUGCACUCUCUAAAUGAGGAAGUCAGUAAACUUAGCAGAGCGGUGCAGGAUGCUCAGGAGGCCCAGCAGCAGGCCCAAGAACAUCUGCACAUAGAGGAGGAGAAACUCAGCCAUAUGAGCAAAGCGAACCUGAAGCUGGCCCAGCAAGUUGAUGCAUUGGAAGGUGACCUUGAACGAGAGAGGAAAGCCAGAAUGAAGUGUGAGAGGGAGAAGCACAAGCUGGAAGAUGAGUUAAAGAUGAACCAGGAGGGUGCUGAGAACCUGGAGGGCAGCCGACAGAAGCUGGCAGAGCAGCUGAGGAAGAAAGAAUUUGAAAUGGGUCAAAUGAAUUCAAAAGUGGAGAAUGAGAAGAACCUGGUUUCUCAGCUUCAGAGGAUGGUGAAAGAGCUUCAGACUCAUAUAUUACAUUUGAAGGAGGAACUGGAAAGUGAAAGGACUAUUAGAGCCAAGGUGGAGAGAGAGAAGCGUGACCUUGCCCAAGAAGUAGAAGAUUUGAGUGAGAGGCUGGAAGAGGCAGGGGGGACCAGUUUGGCUCAGACGGAGAUAAGCAAGCAACAGGAAGCAAGAUUUCAGAAGCUUCGCAAUGACAUGGAAGAGACCACACGACACUUUGAGGCAACCUCUGCUUCUUUGAAAAAGAGACAUGCAGAGAACCUGGCUGAGCUCGAGGGCCAGGUAGAACAUUUACAGCAGGUCAGGCAGGUGCUGGAACAAGACAAGAGUGGACUGCAGCUUCAAGUGGAUGACCUCCUGACCCGUGUUGAUCAGAUGGCCAGAGCUAAGGCAAAUGCUGAGAAGCUCUGUGGUCUGUAUGAGAGGCGCUUGAAUGAAGCAAACGCAAAACUGGAUGAGGUGACUCAGUUAGCAAAUGAUCUGACAACACAGAAGACAAAGCUACAGAGUGAGAGUGGUGAAUUCUUUAAAAGACUAGAAGAAAAGGAGGUCCUGAUAAGUCAACUUUCCAGGCAAAAGAGCAACUUGACUCGGCAAGUUGAAGAACUGAGAGCACAGCUGGAGGAAGAGAGUAGGUCUCAGAGUGCCCUGGCCCAUGUCCUGCAGUCAACCAAGCAUGACUAUGACCUUCUACGAGAGCAGUUUGAAGAAGAACAAGAAGUCAAGGCUGAGCUGCACCGGGCUCUAUCCAAAGGCAACAAGGAAACAGUGCAGUGGAGAACUAAGUAUGAACACGAUGCUAUGCAGAGAACUGAAGACUUGGAAGAAGCCAAGAAGAAGCUGGCCAUUCGAUUGCAGGAGGCUGCGGAAGCCAUAGGGGUGUCCAAUGCCAAGAAUGCCUCCUUGGAGAGAGCCAGGCACAGGCUCCAGCUGGAGCUGGGGGAUGCCCUUUCUGACCUGGGGAAGGCUCGCUCUGCAGCAGCAGCACUGGGGCAGAAACAGCAGCACUCUGACAAGGCUCUGGCUGUCUGGAAGCAGAAGCAGGAGGAGGCCCAGGAGCUGCUGCAGGCCUCUCAGAAGGAGGCCCGGGCCCUCAGCUCUGAGGUCCUCACGCUCAGGCAAGCCUGUGAGGAGAGCACCGAGGCCCAGGAGACCCUGAAGAGGCAGAAGCAGGACCUUCAGGAACAGAUUUGUAGUCUCACAAACCAGGUGAGAGAAGGGAUCAAGAACUUGGCUGAAGUGGAAAAGGCCAAGAAACUGAUUGAACAAGAGAAGACUGAAGUCCAAGUGAGGCUGGAAGAAGCUGAGGGAGCUCUGGAACGGAAUGAAAGCAAGAUCCUUCAUUUCCAGCUGGAACUCUCAGAAGCUAAGGCAGAGCUGGAAAGAAAGCUGUCGGAGAAGGAGGAAGAAGCAGAGAGGUUGAGGGAGAAGCAUCAGCAAGCUAUGAGUUCCCUGCAGUCUAAUCUGGAUUUGGAAGCUUCAAGCAGAAUUGAGGCCACCAGGCUGAGGAAGAAGAUGGAAGGGGACCUCAAGGAGAUGGAGAUUCAACUCUGUGCUGCCAACCGGCAAGUGUCACAAACGACCAGAGCCUUGGGCCAGCUUCAGGGUCAAAUGAAGGACCUUCAACAACAACUGGAUGACAGCAUUUACCAGAACAAAGGCCUGAAGGAACAGGUGGCUCUGGCUGAGCAGCGCAACAUUCUUCUUCAGUCUGAACUUGAAGAGCUGAGAUCCUUGCAAGAGCAGACAGAGCGUGGGAGAAAGCUGGCAGAAAAAGAGCUCCUAGAAGCCACAGAGAGAAUCAAUCUUUUCCAUACCCAGAACACAAGCCUGCUCAGCCAGAAGAAGAGACUGGAGGCCGAUGUUGCUCAGGUGCAGAAGGAAGCUGGAGAGAUGUUGCAGGCGUGUCAGAAGGCAGAAGAGAAGGCCAAGAAGACAGCUUCUGAGGCAGCCAACAUGUCAGAAGAACUGAAGAAGGAACAAGACACUAAUGCUCACUUGGAGAGGAUGCGGAAGAGCAUGGAGCAGACAAUUAAAGACUUGCAGAAAAGGCUAGAUGAGGCAGAACAAACUGCUGUGCUGGGGAGCAAGAAGCAAAUCCAGAAACUGGAAUCCAGGGUGCGGGAUCUGGAAGGUGAACUGGAGAGUGAAGUCAGGCGCAGUGCAGAGGCCCAGCGGGAAGCUCGCAGACUGGAGAGAGGCAUCAAAGAACUGACCUAUCAGGCAGAAGAGGACAAGAAAAACCUGAGCAGGAUGCAGGCUCUGUCUGAUAAACUUCAGCUGAAAGUGCAGAGUUACAAGCAGCAAGUGGAAGCCGCGGAAGCACAGGCUAAUCAAUACCUUUCCAAGUAUAAGAAGCAACAACAUGAGCUGAAUGAAGCCAAGGAGAGGGCAGAGGCUGCAGAAUUGCAAGUCAAUAAACUCAGAGCUAAAGCAAAGGAAUUUGAGAAAAAGGUUCGAGAAGAAUAAGGAGUUUCUCUCCAUAAGAAAAGACAUCAUCUGGAAGCAAGCCCUUAAGAAAUAAAUGUGUCAUGAAUGGCAGGCUAAGGAGAUGAUGAAGAAAAUGUCCUGAUCCAAGGGAAUAUAAUCACCUAUUAGAUUAAUGGAUGGCUUUUUGAUUCUCAGUGGCAUGAGAUGUCUCUUCUAAAGUUUCACACAAAAGACUAAACAGACCUAAGAAUCAAUUUUGAUGUUAGAGGAAGGCACGCUUCUUUUUUCCUCCAUUUCUUCAUGCAUAGAACUCAGAGAAGAGCCCUUAGUCUAUGCUUCAAGGAGUCUGGUACAUGAUGAGGAAAGAAUUUUCCAGUUAUCUAACUUUGCUUGACUCAUUCCUGUAUCUUGGUGACAACUGACAAAAAUGUCUCUCAGCACUGUGGAGCAGGAAUUGCCAUAGUUAGGUGCUUUGAACUUGUAGGUAGAGCUUCCUAAUCAAGACACAUGUAGGCACCAUGAUUGUGUGGACUAUAACCUGAGCUGGAUUGUACAAUUGUGGCAGUGGAGCUAAGAGGGAGGAGCAUGUUCUAGAGUUUCUUCCCUUGAAUGGUUCUAGACUAAAGCUGGGAACAAGAAAAAUCUGUAUCAGAGUUAGUAGUUCAAAAUAGAGGAGUUUCUACUUUAUGUGCAUUCUGCCCCAAGCACUAUGACAGUUGAAAAUUAUUUCCUCAGAUCCCAGGUAAAUUCUCAGUAACCAGUUCCCCUGGACCUUUCCUUCCUACUUCCUGCCAGUCUCCUUCAACUUUGCACUCAUGAGUAAAGUUCUAAGGUAACCACCACCAGCUUCUCCUAUGGAACACCUGGCCUGGCCAUAGAGGCUGGGCAUGAGGACAGUUUGGAAAUGUCCCUUACAGGAGUGUUCUGUUCUCAUUGAAGACAAAGCCCUCACCCAUCCCUGUGCAACUCACUACAGACUCUGAAGUCAAAACACCCACAACUGUGUAAAAAUGAUGCCUGACAAUAAAUCCUGUUCUCUGU